CAGCGACGGGAUGUUUACGGCGGCCGCGGAGAGUUUGCUCCACCAGGCCAGUGUUUCAGAGAGGUGGGAAGCAAAGGUGGAGAAGUUAAUCAGAAUACGUCUGUGAACUGAGUAGAUGGACCACGUGGGGUGCAAUGAAGGUUAGGGACACGGGCUUACACAGCAAGGCAGGGGGAGGUGGCAACAGAAGCUCAGAAUGUGUGGGGGAGUUUCGUGCCGAGGGUCCACAUGAAAGGGCAAAAGCAAGAGGAAGCGGGAUGGAGGGUGUGCAGGACUUGGAAGUGACUGGACAGGUUGACCUUACAGCCUGCCCAUAAAGAAGCAGCCUGAGGGGCUGGGGUGUAGCUCAGUGGUAGAGCGCCUCCUAGCGGGUGCAAGUUCCAUCCCUAGCACCACAAAGAAGCCUGAAACUUGGAGACUACAAGCACCACCACUCUGGAAAAGUCUCCCAUUAAAUUGCAAGGGAGAUCCAGGAUGAGGAGCUGCAGCGCUUCUGCUCCCGGGUCAGCAAGCUGCUGCAGGAGGAGGACCUGGGCCCCACCGCUGUGGACUCCCUGCAGAGGCUCUUCCUCAUUGUCUCGGCCACAAAGUACCCCCGGAGGUUGGACAAGACAUGCGUGGACCUGCUGCAGGCCACCCUCUGCUUGCCUACGUGCCCAGAGCAGCUCCAGGUUCUCUGUGCUGCCAUUCUGAGGGAGAUGUCACCCUCUGACAGCCUGAACCUGUCCUGUGAUCGUGCCCAGAACACCCGGCAGCUGAGCCUGGUGGCGUCUGUACUCCUAGCCCAGGGUGACAGAAAACAGGAAGUCAAAAGUGUGGGCCAGCGCAUCUUUACAGUCCUUGAGAGCCGGCAGCCUGAGGGGCCCAGUCUUAGGCACCUCCUCCCCGUCCUGUCCAAGGUGGUGGGCCUUGCCCCAGGGACCCUCCAGGAAGACCAGAUCAACCUCCUCAGCAAGCGGCUUGUGGACUGGCUCCGCCAUGCCAGCGUCCAGCAAGGGCUCCCGCACUCAGGGGGCUUCUUCUCCACACCCAGGGCCCGGCAGCCAGGCCCCGUCACUGAGGUAGACGGAGCAGUGGCCUCGGACUUCUUCACGGUGCUCUCCACCGGCCAGUACUUCACAGAGGACCAGUGGCUGAACGUGCAGGCCUUCUCCAUGCUGCGGGCAUGGCUGCUGCACGAGGGCCCCGAGGCCCCCGGCACCCUAGACACAGAUGACAGGUCGGAGCUGGAGGGCUCCACCCUGUCUGUGCUGUCUGCCGCCUCCACGGCCAGCCGCCUGCUGCCCCCGCGGGAGCGACUGAGGGAGGUGGCCUUUGAGUACUGCCAGCGCCUCAUUGAGCAGAGUAAUCGACGAGCCCUGAGAAAGGGAGACUCAGACCUGCAGAAAGCUUGCCUUGUGGAAGCCGUGCUGAUCCUGGACGUGCUGUGCCGCCAGGACCCCUCCUUCCUGUACCGCACCCUCUCCUGCCUGAAGGCUCUGCACGCGCGGCUGGGCACGGACCCGGGCAGCGAGCGGGCACUGCUGCCCCUCGCCCAGUUCUUCCUCAACCACGGGGAGGCGGCAGCUGUGGGCUCAGAGGCCAUCCACCAGCACCUGCUCGCCAGACUCCCUUCUGAGCACUUCCACAACCCCGUGCUGGCCUUUGAGGUCAUCCGGUUCUGCAGGGACAACCUUCCCCUGUUCGACCAUCACCUCCUCAGCGUCCUCAAGUCAAGCUUCCCUAACCUGUUCAAGUUCCUGGCCUGGAACAGCCCUCCCCUCACCUCUGAGUUCGUGGGGCUCCUCCCGGCUCUGGUGGACGCCGGUACGGCCGUGGAGAUGCUGCACUUGCUGCUGGACCUGCCCUGCCUGACCGCUGCCCUGCACCUGCAGCUCAGGUCAUCAUCAACCCCACCUGAAAGGCCCCCGUGGGACGCCUCUCCCAGGACUCCCGGCCGCCUGGAGGCUCUCCGGGACCCGCAGUGCCAGGGUCUGUUUCAGCACCUGCUGCGCACCAAAGCCAGCGGCUCCACAGAGAGGCUGACACCACUCCACCGACUGCUGCAGCCUCUGGCCAGCUAUGCCCGGGUGGCCCAGUGUGCUGAGGCGGUGCCCACUCUGCUCCAGGCAUUCUUCUCCGCUGUGACCCAGUUUGCUGACGAGGCCCUGACCAACCAGCUGGCACUGCUGCUCCUGGAGAGAAGCGACUCCCUUUACCCGGUCCCGCAGUACGAGGCCCGCGUGCACAGGGUGCUGAGCGCCCAGUUCCUGGCCCUGUGUCAGCUGAAUCCCUCCCUGGUGGUGGAACUGGCGAAAGAGCUCCUGGAGUUCCUCGGAAGCGUGAGCAACACCCAGAGCAGAGCAGGCGUGUUCACCAGCGUGGUGUGGGCCGUUGGCGAGUACCUGUCGGUGACCUACGACAGGCGGUGCACCGUGGAGCAGAUCAACAGGUUCUUCGAAGCCCUGGAGGCCUUGCUGUUUGAGGUCACCCAGUCCCGCCCCUCAGCUGACCAACCCAGGUGUCCACCACAGGUUGUCACCGUGCUCAUGACCACACUGACCAAGCUGGCCUCCCGGAGCCAGGACCUAAUACCCAGGGUCUCUCUGUUCCUGUCAAAAAUGAGGACCCUGGCCCAGGGCCCGGCUUCCAGCUGCACACACAGUGAGGAGGACGCGGAGGCUGUCCGCACCCGGGCCACCGAGCUGCUGAACCUGCUGAAGAUGCCCAGCGUGGCCCAGUUCGUGCUCACACCUAGUGCAGAGGUGUGCCACCCCCGCUAUCACCGGGACACCAACACGUCCCUGCCCCUGGCCCUGCGCACGGUCAGCCGGCUGGUGGAGAAGGAGUCCAGCUUCCUGCCAGCGUGAGGGGACGGUGACCAAGUGGACAUCAGCUGCAGAUUGAGCUUGAGGUCACCAGUCUGGUAUCAGGGCCAAGCCACUGGCUUUGGUGGUCUGAGAGGAGUCAUGGAGGAGCAGAGGAGGGUGGGCCCCGGGCGGCUCAGCACCUCAGGGAUGCUCCUCUCACCCUGGCCCCUGUGGUGCUGCCGAGCCUUGGCCUUUGCCUUUUCUCUGGGCUGAUGGGAAGCUGCUGAAUCUGUGUCCCAUUGUUCCCGUCUCUGGACAGUUUGGGGGCUGCGAGAGCUGCAGUAAAAAUAAAGCUUUAAAAGCUUGUGUGAGGUCUCUUCCAGCCUCCCUCCUAGCUGCCAUCUUGUGUCCCCACGUGUGUGUGCCUGAUCUUGGCUGGUCUGCCAGAGACCCCCUGAGCACCCACUCCAGUCCCCCGUGCGGCCCCAUUUCCCCUCCCAGCAAGUUGAAAGACCGUCACAAACCAGGAGAAGCUCACCAGCUGCAGGCGCCAGAGCACCUCGGUGGGAAGGGAGCUGCUCACAGGAGGAGGAAGAGGUUCACAGUGGCUUCAGCAGGUGACAGCUCAGUUCUUAGGAGGCAGGGGUACACAGUGUCUGGUAUUGGAGAGGCGAAUGUGCUUACAAACCAAGGGACAGUGACCCACCCUGACAACCCUAGGGUUCAGGGUCUCUGGCCACAAGCACUCCCGCUUACAGGCCAUGCUGAGGCCACAGCUGACAAAGUGCUGCCCCAUCGUAAACCAGCUUGGUGCAGGUGAUCCGACCGGUUUCCGGACACUGGCGGAAGCUCUGCCCCAACAAUCUGGAUGGGAAAGCACCACUUGCUACUGGAGGGGAUGAUGAAGUUCCAGAUCUUGUGGGAAAUCUUGAGGUUUCUAAGAAUGAGGUGAACUGCACUGGUCAACUUCUGAAGAUGAACUUGAAGGAGUUCCUGGGAGCUGCUGUCUUAUAUAAUGACUGCUUUUCAAAAUGGUUUUGUUUAUGGAUCUGAUAAAAUCUAGAUCUCUAAUAUUUUUAAGCCCAAGCCCCUUGGACGCAGCUCUUCACAGUUUUUGCUUAUACGCGAUACUCUGCAGCUAAUUAAGCUGAAGAAGCCUGGGAAUUAAGUUUGAAACAAAGGUUAAUAAA
This is a messenger RNA of Sciurus carolinensis (gray squirrel), 3979 nucleotides long. RefSeq names its product adaptor related protein complex 5 subunit zeta 1 (gene Ap5z1). Gene Ontology annotation, cellular component: AP-5 adaptor complex. The transcript is spliced from 18 exons. Lineage: Eukaryota; Metazoa; Chordata; Mammalia; Rodentia; Sciuridae. The coding region runs from base 699 to 2849 and encodes 716 amino acids. The record is from RefSeq and is a predicted model, not a curated record.